Molecule: messenger RNA, 1825 nt
Organism: Labeo rohita (rohu)
Lineage: Eukaryota; Metazoa; Chordata; Actinopteri; Cypriniformes; Cyprinidae
Gene: gda
Product: guanine deaminase
Exons: 14
Coding region: 56-1498 (480 amino acids)
Biological process (GO): guanine catabolic process
Cellular component (GO): cytosol
Molecular function (GO): zinc ion binding; guanine deaminase activity
Source: RefSeq, a predicted model, not a curated record
AUUCUGCAAUGCUUCGUGUCGUAUAUAAAAGUUAAGAGAAAAGUCACAUUUGUAAAUGUGUGCUGUGCCAAUAAUGAAUCAGAACGACACAACCUCGCGCAUUGCGCACGUCUUCAGGGGAACAUUUGUGCACUCCACACCGCGGGUUGCGCUUGAAAUUCUUGGGGACUGCAUCUUAGGAGUCGACGAUGAGGGCAAGAUUGCAUUCAUUGAAAAAGAUGAAAAAGAUGUGGUCAGUCUUUCAAAAACGUGGGGGUUUGAAACUUCGGACAUAAAACAGCUCGGACAAUAUGAGUUUCUUAUGCCUGGAAUGGUUGAUACGCACAUCCAUGCAUCUCAGUAUAGCUAUACUGGAACUGCCUUAGACCUGCCUCUGCUGGAGUGGCUCAACACCUACACUUUCCCUGUGGAAGCCAAGUAUAAAGACUUGGAUUUUGCCAAUGAUGUCUACACUAAAGUUGUGAAAAGAACCUUAAAGAACGGCACCACUACAGCUUGCUAUUUUGCCACAAUACACACCGAUGCCUCUCUUCUGCUUGGAGAGCUUGCAGAUAAGUUCGGACAAAGAGCUUUAGUGGGUAAAGUUUGCAUGGACUGCAAUUCUGCAGUUCCACAAUACAAAGAAAGUCCAAGUGAAUGUAAAGAGGAGACAGAUCGACCUAAUCUAAACCCCAGUCUGAUCAGUGAACUUGAAGAUAUGAUUCUGCUUCCUCUUGUUUUUUGCAGUUUCAUCAAAGAGCUUCUUAAAAAGGAGUACCCAAAUAUUAAGCCUGUGGUCACUCCUCGAUUUGCUCCGUCCUGUUCCUCCUCACUGCUCAGUGAAUUGGGUGAGAUUGCCAAUAACAACAAGCUUCACAUUCAGAGUCACAUCAGUGAGAACAAAGAGGAAGUGGAGCUUGUGAAGACAUUGUUCCCAGGCUGCAAAUCCUACACUGAUGUUUACCUCAAGCACAACCUGCUUACAGAUAGGACUGUAAUGGCCCAUGGUUGUCACCUAACUGAUGAAGAACUGGAGAUCUUCCGUGACACCGGAUCUGCAAUCUCUCACUGUCCUAACAGUAACAUUUCGAUUUGCAGUGGGAUGCUAAAUGUGCGUAAUGUUUUGAACCACAAAGUGAAAUUGGGUUUAGGGACAGAUGUAGCAGGAGGCUAUUCCCCAUCCAUGCUAGAUGCCAUUCGAAGAACACUUGAUACGUCCAAAGCCCUGACCAUCCAGGACCCUCAGCAUGAGACUCUGACCUUUGAGGAGGUUUUCAGAUUGGCCACACUUGGAGGCAGUGAAGCCCUCUCGCUGGAUGAUCAGAUCGGAAACUUUGUGGUGGGGAAGGACUUUGAUGCCCUGCGAGUGAAUGUUUGCAUUCCUGAUGGACCGAUUGAUUUGUUUCCUGGUGAAGGCCCCAAGGUCAUUUUGGAGAAGUUUUUAAAUCUAGGUGAUGACCGUAAUAUUACUGAAGUCUACGUGGCUGGACGACAAGUGGUUCCAAUUCCAGAUACAUAGUUAAUAUCUUUUCCAGUUGUUUUUAUCAGAAAUAUAAUACAUCUACUCAGGACAAUUGUUGCUAAAGAUUCUAUUUAGAUUUUCUAAAGGAUGUAAUAGAUUUAUAUUAUUUAGUUAACAUAUUGUUAAUGUCUUUACUUAGCAAAUAUUAUUUAAAUUUUAUCCGUACAAUUUGAAGAUUUGACUUAUGCUUAAUGAAGAAUGCUUAAAUCAUUAUUGUUUAACUUUCUUUACAUUGUUGUCUUCUAUUUACUAGCUGUGUUGAUCAUGGAAAAAUGUGAAAAAUAUAUAUAUUUUAUAUAAAUCAAUGACAAGUUGACAAUAAAA